Molecule: messenger RNA, 1328 nt
Organism: Solanum pennellii
Lineage: Eukaryota; Viridiplantae; Streptophyta; Magnoliopsida; Solanales; Solanaceae
Product: cell division cycle protein 123 homolog
Exons: 2
Coding region: 170-1180 (336 amino acids)
Cellular component (GO): cytoplasm
Source: RefSeq, a predicted model, not a curated record
UCGAAUUGGUCAUCUCCCUUCGAACUUUCUUGUAAUUCCAAGAUUACCCUCAAUUACAAAAAGCCCUAGACCAAACGUUCCUUUUGUUUCCUUGUUUCUUCAUCUCCUCCAUUUUCUGCAUAGCGUUUUUCAGUGGCUAGCGAGUAAAGUUUAUUGCUUUCCUAAAAAAAUGAAAGAGGAAGAAGUAAAUAGGUGCCAGAUUCAGGAGUGGUAUCCCAGAUUUAAGUCUGAUUCCAUAAAAACAAUGAUUCAUGAGCUGCCUGAAUCCUUUAUAGAGUAUCUUAUGGAUGAUCAUGGUCCGUUCCUUCUCCCCCUUUCCAUUGAUGACAAUGAUGCACUGCCUAAUAGGAUUCAUAAACCGGAAGAAGAGGAGGACUUUGAAGUAUCUGAAGGAUCGGAAGAUGAAUCAGAACAACCGUCUCCUCCUCCUUCUUUCCCGGAACUGGAAAUGAAGAUCAAGGAAUCUAUAGAGUCCCUUGGGGGCUCUGUCUUCCCUAAGCUUAAUUGGAGUGCACCAAAAGAUGCUGCAUGGAUCAGUUCAACUGGAAAUCUUUGUUGCAACUCUUUCAGUGAGGUUGCAAUUUUACUACGGGCAUCGGAUUCUCUAGUCCAUGAUCUGUGCCAUGUGUAUGAUUCCUGCAGUGAUAAGACUGUCUCAAGGCCCCCAAAGUUUUUUCUUGCACUUCGCAAAUGGUACUCAUCCCUGCGCCCCGAGAUGGAAUUUCGCUGCUUUGUACGCAAUGGGAUCCUUGUGGGGGUCUCUCAGCGCGAGGUGACUGGAUUUUAUCCUGCUCUUGUUGAGAAGAAAGAUGAGCUGAUAACAAUAGUCCAGAGAUUUUUUAUGUAUAAGGUGAAGGGAAAUUUUGAAUCAGAAAGUUAUACUUUUGAUAUAUAUGUCACAAAUGAUGACCGAGUUAAGCUUUUGGAUUUUAAUCCUUGGGGCGCAUUUACCUUACCUUUGCUUUUCACCUGGGAGGAAUUAGAAGUUAAUUCGAAUAAAGAGGGAGAUCACUUGGAGUUUAGACUUGUAGAAAGCCAGCGUGGGGUUCGUCCUGGUUUGAAAACUGCUGUUCCUUAUGAUUACCUGGAUACUAGUCCAGGUAGUGGUUGGGAUGAGUUUCUUAAAAAGGCUGAUGAGGAAUUGGGACAACAGAUCAGGUCUCCUCAAGCAGGUGCUUGAUUGCUAGAUGUUCAAUGACGGUAAGAGACCUUUUUCGAGUAAUUAACCAAUAAUGUACGUGUGGUUUGUUAUAAUUGUUCUUGACGUAUGUAAGCCGGAUUGAUCUUCUCAUUUAUUUGAUUAUUUAUUCUUAAUUCCUUUCUUUUAA